AUGGCAGAAGGGGAGAGGCCGAGGCCGCUCCUCCGACUGGUGCAGGAGGGACGGCUGGACCUCCUCCGGGACGAGCUGCGGCCGGACGAGGCGCUGGGCCCGGUGGUGCGGAACCAACGUUACGGGCGCUCGGGGGACACACUGCUGCACCACGCUGCCCGGUACGGGCACCGGGAUGUCCUCGCCUACCUGGUAGAGGUGCUGGGUAUGGACGUUGAGGUGUUCAAUAGCGACUACAAAAGACCCCUCCAUGAAGCGGCCUCCAUGGGCCAAGGGGAGUGUGUCUCCUACCUCCUGGAGAGAGGUGCGAGCGUAGACUGCUUGAAAAAGGCAGACUGGACUCCCCUAAUGAUGGCAUGCACCAGGCAAAACCUGGAGGUGAUCAAAGCUCUCGUGGAGCAUGGAGCCAACCCGCUGCUGAAGAACAAGGAUGGCUGGAAUUGCUUCCACAUCGCGAGCCGGGAGGGCCAUCCCCAGGUCCUGCGGUACCUGCUGGACAUGUCCCCGGGCAGCUGGGACACGGAGAGCACGAUAAAGAGAACGCCUCUGCACACAGCAGCAAUGCAUGGCUGUUUUGACGUUGUGGAGCUGCUCCUGGAGCGGUGCCAGUACAAACCUGACAGCAGAGACAAAUGUGGAGUCACUCCCUUUAUGGAUGCUAUCCAGAACGGCCAUGUUAACAUUGCUCGGCUGCUUCUGGAAAAACACCAGGCCUGUCCUACAGUCGUGGAUGCACUAGGCGCUCAGCCUCUGCACCGGGCAGCCGUCACGGCCCAGGAUGAAGCUAUCCGAUUCCUCGUCUCCGAGCUGGGUGUUGAUGUCAACGAGAGAGCGACGGCCCUCCAACUCACAGCACUGCACUAUGCAGCCAAGGAAGGACACGUGCACACCAUCCAGACGCUGCUGUCCCUCGGCGCUGAUGUCCACGCAAAGGAUGGGAAGAGCCGUUCUG
Molecule: messenger RNA, 952 nt
Organism: Pelecanus crispus (Dalmatian pelican)
Lineage: Eukaryota; Metazoa; Chordata; Aves; Pelecaniformes; Pelecanidae
Source: RefSeq, a predicted model, not a curated record